UGUCUCUCUUCUUAUCGUUUCCCAUCCUUCCCUAGUUCCCUGGUACCACCACACCACAUAACACAGCAUUUUUUUCAUUUUUUUUUUCUGCUGAAGCUAUUUUGAUUUUUUUAUAUAUAUAUAUAUAUAGAUCGUGAAAACGGUGAAGUAAUUUCUUGAGGCAAACAAAAAAUGGGUCAGAUCCAGUACUCCGAGAAGUAUUUAGAUGAUACUUUUGAGUACAGGCAUGUGGUGCUUCCUCCUGAAGUCGCCAAACUUCUCAUUAAGAAUCGCCUUCUCUCUGAAAAUGAGUGGCGAGCGAUUGGAGUUCAGCAGAGCCGAGGGUGGGUCCAUUAUGCGAUUCAUCGCCCGGAGCCACACAUCAUGCUGUUCAGGAGGCCUUUGAAUUAUCAGCAGCAGCAGGAUCAAGCUCUUGUCAAGUGAUAAGUUUUUUAUUAUCUUAUUAUAAUGACUGAAAUGCUGAAAAGGAAGGAAAUGCUUUGGUUUAUGCCCUGCAUAAACGGUUAUGGAUUUUUAGUAUUGUGUUGUAAUUCUCUACUGUGGAGAAUUUCGUGUUAGGGCUGUUUGUUUCUUUCAUGUGUUGUUUGAUGACAUUAUCAGCGUUGGUUAAUUAGACGUUGAUGAAAAACUAAUGCUCAGUUGUUGCCGAUAUUCUUCGUUGUUUUUGUGGUCGCUACACCAAGGUUCUUAGGCUUUGUUUGUUUGUGCGGUGCAACGCACAAACAAACAUGCACUUAGUUUAGAUAUUUGUUUUUGUUUGUGUGUGGAUAUUUCUUAUGAAAUGUGAUGUGUGUUUAAACUGUUGUUUUUUUACAA
Messenger RNA from Populus trichocarpa (black cottonwood), 816 nucleotides. RefSeq names its product cyclin-dependent kinases regulatory subunit 1. The record is from RefSeq and is a predicted model, not a curated record. NCBI's taxonomy places the organism in Eukaryota, Viridiplantae, Streptophyta, Magnoliopsida, Malpighiales, Salicaceae. Gene Ontology annotation, molecular function: ubiquitin binding; histone binding; cyclin-dependent protein serine/threonine kinase activator activity. The transcript has 3 exons. Gene Ontology annotation, biological process: regulation of mitotic cell cycle. Gene Ontology annotation, cellular component: cyclin-dependent protein kinase holoenzyme complex; SCF ubiquitin ligase complex. The coding region runs from base 172 to 423 and encodes 83 amino acids.